Erpetoichthys calabaricus (reedfish) is the source of this 1471-nucleotide messenger RNA. It is a transcript of the gene cdca4, whose product is annotated as cell division cycle associated 4. The record is from RefSeq and is a predicted model, not a curated record. Lineage: Eukaryota; Metazoa; Chordata; Cladistia; Polypteriformes; Polypteridae. Gene Ontology annotation, molecular function: transcription regulator activity. Bases 168 to 935 code for a protein of 255 amino acids. Gene Ontology annotation, cellular component: nucleus. The transcript has 2 exons.
CUUCACCCUUCCUCUGCGGCGGCUCGUGGUCUCGGCUUCUCACUCAGGCCGAGAGAGACAAGGGGGGCAGGCGGAUGUGUGGCUUGAAUGCUUCAAGGAUGCCCUUUUUACUGAUCGUAUUCGCUCAUCACCCCUAAAAGUCGAGGCAGUACGUACAGAAGAACAAAAUGUUUCCAAAAGGCACAAAACGCAAGUUUUCUGACAAUGAAGAUAUUGUUGAGGAGAAUCCAGUUAGUAUUAAAGUCAUGUCUUCUUACAAUCUGCAACGACAAUCGCUAUUGGACAUGUCAUUGAUUAAGCUCCAGCUUUGUCAUAUGCUUGCAGAGCCUAACCUGUGCAGAUCUGUACUCAUUGCCAAUACAGUGAGACAGAUCCAGGAGGAGAUGACUCUGGAUGGUAGCUGGCCAGUCAUGACAGAAACCCUGAAUACAAACCAGAACCCUUCUGAUCGCCUGAUUGCAACAGAAAUUUUGUGUCGAACAUCAAAAGACUGCGAGGAAGAAAAGACAUUUUCUGUUGUUACUUAUGAUAACUUGCAUACUGAAGAGGUAUUAGAGGACUCUUUAUGUAUAACAUCAACUGAAGAAGUCCCAGUUUUUCUACCAAAUACUUUUGGUGCCUGGGAAAGAGAAGAUCUGAAGAAGAAUUCAGAUGAUUCCAAGCCAACAGAUCAAGUGUUUGGAGCUUUUGAACUGAAAAGUCCAGUAGCAACACCUGACCCAUCUAUUGACGAGCUCUUUUCAGACGUUGACACUUCGUAUUAUGACCUUGACACCAUGUUGACCGGAAUACAUGGCACUCCAAAAAUGGGGCCUUAUGACUUGUUAGACAGCUUGUCAUCAUCUCACAGCCCUUCAUCAGUUACUUCAAAUUUGAGUUGCAGGUCUGAUCUGAAUGAAUUAGAUCAUAUCAUGGAGAUCAUCGUUGGAUCUUAAACUGUAUAAUCAUUCCAAGACCUAAAUAGACCUUGAGAGUAUGCCAAAUAGCCUUUAACUAGUGUUCAUUAUUUUUUAUUUCUGUUUUGUUACACAAUCUGAAGGACCUUUUUUUCUGAAAGCAAUUCAGAAGUUACCCGUUUACUGUACUUUUUAUUUAUUGACAUUUAGUCCUAAAUGUCUUUACACUACAUGCUUUUGAAUAUACAAAACCAUUCUUAAGACUAAACAUAUUUUCCUACAGAAAUACAAUAUAUAUUUUAAACCCACUGCUGGAAUAUAUUAUAGUACUUUUAGAACUUUUUACCUAAAAAAAGAACAUAAAUUCAGUAUAAAUCUAUAUGAUGUCUUCCUUUUUGAAUGACUGAGAUAAUGAAUAUGUGCCUGAAAUGGAGAUCUGACCAACAAAUUUUGCAAACAGUAUACAGAAUUUACUAAAAUGUAAUAUGUAUAUUCAUGCUUAUGCAAAAAAUGCAUGGCUUAAGCCUCAGAAAAAUUAACAAGUAAGGAAUAUACUUGAAGGUUUCAUAUAAAAA